GUUGGUGACGUGGGUGGUGGAAUUGCUCCCGACGCUUCGCAUCUCCACGGCUCACUCUCCAAGCGCUUCACCACUGUGCACGUCGCAACUUCCACAAGAAAUGAAUAUUCUGAUCGUCGAAGCAGAUGCUUGGUUUGAGGGACAUCGUCGCGUCCGCGUGGCAAAAGGUGCCUCGCUCGACAACCUUCGCGCCGCGUUGCACGAUCAAUUGCGCCUUCCCAAUGAUGUCGCGAGCAUGUCCAUCACGCUGUAUGAUACUCCAACACAGUCCAUUGUCCCGCUCCGUCAUGGCCAUCAAAUCCAGUCACACACCCGCCUCUUCCUGUCCCCAUCGUCCGACACAGCGUCGCAGCCCGUGCUCGCCAUUGCAAGCCGGUCGUUCGGUUUUGCGUUUGAAAGGGGUGAGUUCCGCGUCCAUGGAGUUCCUUUAUACAUCGGAGAAGUCGGCAACACUGGCAAAGGCACAGGACUCACGAUUUGGGACGGGUCCGUGGUGCUAGCGCGGUAUCUCGAGCACGUUUCCUUGUCGGUCGGCCACGACGACAACGUUCGCGGCAAACGCGUCCUCGAGCUUGGCGCGGGUACGGGUCUCGUUGGACUCGCGGCCUCUCUUUGCGGGGCCUCCCACGUAACCUUGACAGAUUUGGCGUACGCGCUCGAGAACCUCUCGAGGAAUGUCGAGCUGAAUCGCGGUGCGAUAUCGCCGGCGGCCGUGGCCGUGUCCGAGUUGGACUGGUUUGCUCCUCAGUCGUCAUCCUUCACCGAUGGCGUUGACAUGGUCGUGGGGUCGGACAUCGUGUGGGUGGAAAGCCUGAUUGAACCUCUCGUUCAGACGAUCGCCGUGCUGUUGAAGGGCGGUCGAGUGAAGGCUUCGACGAUGCUGCUUGCGCACCAGACAAGAUGCACUGCGUCCGAUGCGAUCUUCUUCCAGCUUGUGAACGAUCAUGGCCUCGUUGUGGCAUCGAUCGACGCGCCGCCCGCCAUCCUACCCCAAGACAAACACAUACGACUCUACAAGAUCCAAGUACCCGCCAACGAUUGAGCGAAUGAGGACAGAGCAGCUGCUGAAAGCGCCUGCAAGAACGUUCUUGCAGCUCCGUGGUCUGCCAGCCAUAGCUUCUGCACGCUACCGAUCCACGAAAGACUCCCCACAUAACAUGACCUUGUCUCGCUGCUGAAACGACAUCAUUCCAGCGCUGGACUCGUCUACAGU
This is a messenger RNA of Aphanomyces invadans, 1213 nucleotides long. RefSeq lists its product as hypothetical. The coding region runs from base 101 to 1042 and encodes 313 amino acids. The transcript has a single exon. Lineage: Eukaryota; Oomycota; Saprolegniomycetes; Saprolegniales; Verrucalvaceae. The record is from RefSeq and is a predicted model, not a curated record.